Molecule: messenger RNA, 1095 nt
Organism: Emiliania huxleyi CCMP1516
Lineage: Eukaryota; Haptophyta; Isochrysidales; Noelaerhabdaceae
Exons: 6
Source: RefSeq, a predicted model, not a curated record
UCGUGCGAGCGUUCCCAUGGAGGAGAGAUGCCCGCGACCGGCCGCUCGGAUGGGGAGCGUUGUCACUCUCGAGGCGCUCGCUGAGUCGGCGCGCGAGACGGAGCACGAGGACGGAAGCGACUCGGACGACGACCCCCUCCCCGCUUCUCGCGGCCACAGCCCCUUCUCGUCACGACUCGCGCCGCGCCGGCUGGUGGGCGAGGCGUCCGCCUCUGGCGCGGGCGCAAGUUUCCCGAUGUACGUUAUUCGAGUAUCGGACUUUCUCCGCCUCGAGCGGCUCACCACGCACAACGAGCUGCUCCGCCGCGGCCUCCUCCGCCGGCUGGACGAUCACGAUCUCGAGGCGCACGUCCACUUUGUCUCCCACCAGUGGUGCGGCCGAUCGGAGGCCGACCCGAACGGGGACCACCUGCGCACGAUGCAGGGCGCCUUUCGCAUGGCGCGCGACAGCCAGCACGACGAGCUCUUCCGCUCCACCUCGGCAGCUCCGCCCUGCAUCUCCGCCCUCGAGAGGAUCCUCUGGCGCCUUCCUUCAGCCUGCUCGGACCCGCACGCAUAGGACAAGCUCGCCUUCUUCAAGGGCUACUCGAAGAACAACGCGCGCUUCCUGCGCGACCUCUCAAGCAGCCGCUCCUCCCGGCGGAGCACGCCUCGGAGCACACCCUGCUCCACGCCGAGCGCCACGCCGGACCUGCGCCGCCGGCCGGUCGGGCCGAGGGAGGGCGUGCCCCUCCUCGCGGCGGCGGCAGCUAAGGCGGCGAGCGGCCGGUGCGGCCUCGGCGAGCGCUUCUCCUCGGGCGAGCACUCCUCGGCGGACGUGGCGGACCGCUCCUCGUCCUCCCGCGGGGGCGGGGCGGUGGGCGGGGCGAGGACGUCCCUCUCCUCGCUCAAGUCCAUCGAAUCUGGCGGCGAGGAGGCCUCCCAGCCUCCCUCCCCUUCCGGCCUCGCCUCUGUCACACCAGAGCCUCAGGGCGAGCCACUCCGGCCUAGACUCCGGUCCUAGCUCCGGCCCCUCCGGCGGGAGGCGGAGCCUUCCCAGAUCGACACUGAAGUCGACUCCGCGCUGCGACUCGCCCGCCAUCUCGCCCGCCGACC